Molecule: messenger RNA, 1687 nt
Organism: Fundulus heteroclitus (mummichog)
Lineage: Eukaryota; Metazoa; Chordata; Actinopteri; Cyprinodontiformes; Fundulidae
Gene: dtd1
Product: D-aminoacyl-tRNA deacylase 1
Exons: 6
Coding region: 94-717 (207 amino acids)
Biological process (GO): tRNA metabolic process
Cellular component (GO): cytoplasm
Molecular function (GO): D-tyrosyl-tRNA(Tyr) deacylase activity
Source: RefSeq, a predicted model, not a curated record
UCCAACGUCCACCGCUAGAGGUCGACAAAAUACCACAGACGGCUGGAGGCGACCGGAAGCUGUGACGGCGUGCUGUCCAACAGAAGCACAACAAUGAGAGCGAUUAUCCAGAGGGUGACCAAGGCGAGUGUGACAGUGGGAGAGGAGCAGGUCAGCUCCAUCGGACGGGGAAUCUGUGUCCUGCUCGGGAUUUCUGUGGACGACACGCAGAGAGAUGCUGAUUACAUCGUUCGAAAGAUCCUGAACCUGCGGCUGUUUGAGGACGAGAACGGCCGGGCGUGGGCUAAAAGUGUCAUGGAGAGGGACUUUGAGGUUCUGUGCGUGAGCCAGUUCACCCUGCAGUGCAUCCUGAAGGGCAACAAACCCGACUUCCACUCGGCCAUGCCUGCAGAGCUCGCCCAGCCCUUCUACAACAGCAUCCUGGAGAGCAUGAGGAGCGCCUACAAGCCCGAGCUCAUUAAAGAUGGGAAGUUCGGGGCCCGCAUGCAGGUCAACAUUCAAAACGAUGGUCCUGUCACCGUGGAGCUGACGUCCCCGGCUGGUCCCACAGACCCCAAACAGCUCUUGAAGUUGGAGAAGCAGCAGCAGAGGAAGGAGAAGACGCGCUCCAAAGGUCCGUCGGAGUCGGGACGGGAGAAAGGUUCCCUGCGCUCCAGACAGGAUCCCAGCGCCAGCAGCGGGGCGGAGGGCGACGUGUCUUCAGAUCGGGAGCCGUAGUGGAGCCGGAGUGCCAAACAAACCGCGGACACGAACGUGAGCCGGGUUCACUCAGGAAGAACUCUUAGACCCUGUUUCUGUCUGGAGACCCGCUGCGUCCAGACCGACCCGUUCGGACUGAACCAGUCUCUCUAUCUGCUUUUAUCCCCAUUUGUCCGCUUCGAUCCGUCUCUGCUGGAUUCCUCUCUCUCUGUUCUCACUUCACGCCUCUUCAGAGACGUUCAACUGAAACCCCAAAGCUCCGAGUCCUCUGCGGUGCUGCAGACCGACUGCACCGGUGCCCCCUCCUCCUCUCCUGGUACAUUUGGACCCGUGCAGCCUCUUCUAAAGUCCUGUUUCCCGUUUCGAGCAGAUUUCAUGUUCUGACAUCAAUCUGGAAAGUCUCUGUAACCAACAGAGUCGCUAACAGAUGCUUUAAAUUACGACCCCAUUAUCCCCGUGCUCUUUCUGCACGCUUGGACACAUCUUGGUGUUUUUGCAGACGGAGUUACUAAUCGAGCUCGCACACGUGCAUCAUCGUCGCUUCAGUCUAAUUAACUGGAGGCAAAAUCUCACCGAAAAGCAGCGGAAAGGUGUUCAGGCUUCAUAAUUAUUGUUGAUGUGAGAAUGUGUCAGGGAAGCUGCAGUAAAUCUAAGUUUAGAUCAAACAGAUGUGACUGUGAGUCACUUUCUUCUUUCUGUGACGAAGGCAUCGACACAGAGGAAUGUUUAGAAUCUGGUUUUGGACAUCAGUAAGAUAAGAAAUCACCUUAAAAACCCAGAUGAAGGAAAAAUGGCCAACAACAUUUAAAACGACUCCAAAUCAGUCACUUCACCUUUUCGCUGCUUGUUCUUCUUCUUGACUCCUCGGGACAAUCCAGGGUGUAGAAAUCAUGAAACGCGGCGUUUGGUGUACGAUUCCCUCCUCGAUGCUGUGUCUCCAGGCGGGUCUAAAUGUGCAUUUUGUUGCUGUAUAAAACUUCAGAGCGUU